ACGUAUAUUCAGUGUGUCACAAAGAAUUGCAUAUAUACAAACUGUGCUUAGUUUCCCUACACACUCACCUUGUUUUGUAUCAUAUAUGGUAACGCUUAAUCAGUUUUGAUGAAUGGUGCAUGCUCUCAAAUAACUUCUUGUCAUAGUUAGGGUGUAUGUCAAAGGAUCAUUAGUAUGCAAUGAAAAAUGUCCAUACAUUUGGCAAGUUUCACUAGAGGCACUUGUUUAGUUCUCAUACCAUGUUUCUCUAGUAAUUGUGUGAGUGUGUGUGUGUGUGUGUGUGUUUCAUAGUUUUUUUAUCAUGUGGAGUAUAAAUUUAUUUUAGGAUAACUUUAUUUUUAAGAUUUUAAUAUUAAAUUCUGUAUCAUUUUGGGUGGAACAUACAGACAACAACAAUACUUGAGUCUUUCUGAAUGCUUUGAAGAGUGACAGCCUAUAAUAGGUCUCUUAGUUUCAGUAAAACAGAAUAUAGUUCAGUGAGGUUAAUUAAACUGAGUUGGGAACUUUUUCAAGACAAUUGUAGUCAUUGGCUUGGUAAGAUAUAUUCUACAGCUUGCCAGUUCAUGUCAUGUUUUGUUGUAUGCAUUGUAGAAGUAGAUUAUUAUGGUUGCUUUUGAUAUGAUAUGUACUUCUGUAAUACUACCUUUACAAAAUCUCUGUUAGGUUCUGUUCACAGGAAGGAGUAGUUGUGCGGUACUUUGUUCGACAGAGGUUUUUGGAACUUCAUAAGUUAAUGGGGAUUACUUUUGAGUAUGAUGUGUUGCUUCUUCUGUAAUUUUGCUAAGACCAAAAAAUUUUUCUUCACCCCCUCCCCCUCCUCUUUGGGCCCAGAAUCACUUUUCAGUUAUCUAGGCAGUUUGUUUACUAACAAGAAUGUGUUAUUUUAAUAAGCUAGUAGUACUUGUAGUGAACUCUGAUUUCCCUUAUAUAUAAGCAAUAUAUAUAUUUUUUUAGUUUUCUUGUAUUUACUGUAAUUGAUGUCUACAUUAACACUGGUUUUAGAUUCUAUACUUUUCCCCUUCCUUUCCUCUUAAACAGUCGAGGAGGAAGUAGACGGCGCAGAUACGAAGGUGAAGAUUUUGGGCCAAGAGUAAAACGGUUGAGAGGACCACAGAAUGUAAGAGGAAGAACGGAGAAGCCAAGUAAGUUUAUCACCACAUACACACGUGAAAGGGCAAGGGAAAGAUCACCACAGUACCGAACUGUACAACGUCGAGAAAGUUCAUACAAUGGUAACAGUAGUCAUAAGAUGACAUAUCAAGAUUUCAUGAGAGAAAUGCGAGAAUUUCACACACGAGCUCCCAGUAAUCUACCUCCUAUGGCGUUUCCGCCUCCGCCUCCAUUUGAUCCAAUUGGUCCACCAAGAUAUUAUGAUGGACCUCCAUUACCUGAAUAUCCAUCAUCUUCUCGAUCACGUUCUGAAAAAAGACCAUCUGCUGAUCCUUAUGAUCGCAGUGUGGACGAAUUUCUUCAAAGAACUUUUCGCGAUCGAAAGAGGAAAGAAGUCGUGAGCGUCGCUAUCGUGAGCGGAGAUAAGUUAUCGGUUUUAUUACUGAAAUGUAUUAUUUUGCUUUAA
Molecule: messenger RNA, 1576 nt
Organism: Macrobrachium nipponense
Lineage: Eukaryota; Metazoa; Arthropoda; Malacostraca; Decapoda; Palaemonidae
Exons: 5
Coding region: 1250-1576 (108 amino acids)
Source: RefSeq, a predicted model, not a curated record